Messenger RNA from Cuscuta campestris, 1189 nucleotides. The record is from the annotation of a GenBank genome assembly. NCBI's taxonomy places the organism in Eukaryota, Viridiplantae, Streptophyta, Magnoliopsida, Solanales, Convolvulaceae.
GACACUUUAAAAACCACGUCAUUUGAGUGAAAACCACGGCUAGCCGAGUUUAUGCCGUUUUGAAUGAUUUUUGUCAAACGACCAAAAGCGAAAGAUGGUUUUCAAGGUGUUUUUGUUGGAGAACCGUUUAAACAUGCCAAAGAGUGAAAACCAAUCAUAAAAAGUUGAAAACCACUUGGAUUCCAAUGCUUACUUUGGACGCCAUUAGGAUCGGAGUUGUUGCAUUGCCCUAUACGAGAUUCUGCAUUAAGAGAUGUUGCAUUGGCCCCUAUACGGGAUUCAUGCUAUUUUUUUAGUGGCGUGUGAAGAUUUUCUUCUUUUGCAUGAAAAGCUAGAAUUUACAACUCUAUAACGGUGUUGUAUUUGAUGAUAAGUUGACAUGGGAGGUUUUGUGCUAAAGCUGGUGAUUAUGAUGCAAGCAGCAUAUUUCAUGAUGUUUUAACAAAAUAGUUUGUUGCUUGGACUGAUUGCCGAAUAUGCAAGCAACAUAUCUCAAGAUGUAUAAGCUGUUCCAUAGCCAUGCUGGACAAGACAUCAUGUUGCAAGCCAUUUACGUACAUUAUGUGUAGAGCUAAACCCUAAAGCGUUGAGUGUUUGUCAAUGAUUGGGUACAAACAUGUAAUGCAUCAGUGGGCAGUGAAUAUGAUAGAGAUUGUCUUCCAUAUCUCGAUCCUCUGCUACACAAUCGGUUCAUCUUCCGUUUCUCCAUCUGGUCGGCGGCACAAUCGCCCUGCUUCUCUUGUGCUCUUGUGUCCUCUGGCGACGGUGGAAAGAAUUGAACUUGUGACACCCGAGUGUUCAAUGCCUCUAACUUCAGUGUUACUCAUAUUGAUCUGUCUUCAUUGCAUUCUUGAAUUUCCCCAGAUGACACGUCAACCGGGCCCCAGCUUCCACGUGGACGUCUUCUGGUCGGCCCACGAGCUCGGCUCAUCUGGCGAGCUCGGCUCGGCCCAUGUGCUCGGCUAGGGAAGGGACAGCGACCCGCGUGACAGCGACGGCGGAUAGCGACUGGCUUCGUUGACUAUGCGAUAGCGAUAGGAUGAAAAGGACAACUCAUGGCAGAGAUGACGUCCACUAGGCGACGCGCCUCGAUCAGAGGACUUUGACCGUUUGUAUUGUAUCUCCUAUAAAAGGGGCGAGACCCCUCAAUGUAAUGGAUCGAAGUUCGAAAUAAACAAACUCCUACUUU